UCAUUGAACCUUUGAAAGAUUACAUUCUUUAAUAAUAAGUUUUUCUAACAUUAUGCUCGAUAAUUUAAAUUCGUUUGCUUCGUUUGGUGCUUCUUACAUCACUCUCUGUUGUCUAGCAUUGGCUACAUUAUUUUUUAUAUAUUUAAAAUCGAGAAGCAUAUUAAAGUUUCUAGAGCACGUAGUGGGAUGGAGAACUAGAGCCCCGGAGCAAGAACCUGAGGCAGCAUCAACUUCCACAUCAUCAAUAAAUAAUUCUGAAUCGAAAAAAUCAGAAACUCAACAGAAAGCGAAGAAAACAGAAGAACCAGUAUUUAGUACCAAAUUAACAACACCUAUAGAAAAUGUGAUUAAGAAAACAGUUAAAGAAGAUCCGAAAUCAAAAAAUUUGCAACCAUCCACUUCUAAGCAAAAAGCUAAGCCAUUAAAUAAACCAAAUCAAAAUACAGUAAAAGAAGACAAUAAACCUAAACCUGCUGAAACAACAAAAAGUGACAAAAGUGCAAAUAAAACAGUUCCCAGCAAACCAAAAGAAGAUACUAUUCAACCAAAUAAAAUCAAAGCUCAAUUACCUGUUGAUGAUAUAGGUUAUUCCUUUUUCCCUGUAAAAGAAAAAAGUAAAGGGAACAAGAAAAAUAAGGAUUCUUCGAGUCCCGUAUCCGAGCAAAGUUCAAAAAAUUCGAAAGAAACCACAGCAAAACCAUCAGUAGUCGAUCAAAAUAAAAAGAAGGAUAUUAAACGAUCACCUGAAACAGCACCUGUGACGUCUAAAAAAUCUGUGACCAUUUUAGAUGCUAAAAAAUUACCAGUUACAAGGCCUGUUGAAGCAAAAAUACAGUUAGAGGAUAGAAAUAAGACUGAAGUUCGAGAAACCAAGAAAGUAUGUUCGUCAGUUUCAUAUGCUAAUGUUGUAACAAAUAAUAUUCCCGAAGCAAAAGGUAAUUCUGAUUCUGAUCCAAAAUUAGAGGCUGGAGACCAGAAAGAGCAAACAAAUACUAGUGCUGUUAUUACUUCAACUACUGUAUCGACAUUUAUAGAUUCGGAUUUAAAAUCUGACGAUAAAUCAGUUGAGCAGGAGGUUUUGGAGGCAGUAAAUAAGGAAGUAAGUGAAGAUAUUCAGUCUCAAGCUAUUCAUGAACCAGAACCAUCUAAAAUUGACGAAAUCGACAAAUCUGGCAAGAUUCGUGACAUUUUAGAUUCUGAAAAACCUCUGCUUGAAAAUAAUCCUGAAAAGGAACGAGAAAACAACUCAGAAAAUUUAUCACCAAUAAUAAACCUCGAGAAUUUAUCCAAAAGCGAAUCCAGUUCCAUUGAAGUCAUUUGUGAAGAACAGAACAUUGAUUUUCCAAUUGGUUCGUUUGAAAACAUUGCCGAAGAGUUAAAGGAAAGUAACGAAAGUCAGACACAAUUUGAAGUCAUCAAAGAAAAUCUAAACAAACUCAUACAGUUCACGUCUGAAUCAGAGCAGAUUUUGUGCCGUUCAGACAGCUCUUCAAUUUGCAUAAUCGAUAAUCAAACCGAAAGUAUAGAAUCUGAAAUCGGUAAAAUAGAAGAAACCCAACCAGUGUACGCUUCCUUUACCUUUAACACAGACAUAGAACCGUUUUCAGUCAGCGAAAGUGAAUAUUUCUCCACUGACGACCACUCUUCUAAUUUGGAUACAUUUAUUGUAGUAGACAAAGAAUCUGAACAAAACGGAGAUAUAUCAGAAGUACCGUUGCAAGAAAUUUCAACUUAUGCAACUAUUUCUCAAGAUUUGGUAGAAAAAGCAGUUGUAGAUUCUCUAACAGAGUACUUAGGAAAAGAACAGCUAGAUGCCGAAGGAGAUUACUGCAUUUUAGAGAAGUUUGAAAGUGUGCAAUCCAAUGAAAAAUCUUUAAUAAACGAACAGAAGGAAAUUCUUGACAUUAUAGAAGAACUUCAACAAUUAGAAAAAUCAGAUCAAUUAACUCGCGAAACCAACUUGGAAGAAAAUAGUCGCAAAUUUAUUGAAGAAACUCCCCAAGAAGAAUCGAUUGUACAAAAUUCGGAUAUUGAACCCCAAGAUGCUACACCAAACUCUGAUAUUAACAAAGAAUUUCUGCAAUUAGAGGAAGUAAGAAACUUGAUAGAUUCUGAAGAGAUACAAAAUAAUUUAAAUAAUUCUCAACUUACCGAAGAAUUACCAUUGAAGCCGAACCCUAAUAUUAACGAAGAAUUUCCAGAAUUAGAAAAAUCAGAGGAAGUAAGGAACAUAAUAGAUUCCGAAGAAAUACAGAAUAAUUUAAAUAAUUCACAACUUACCGAAGAAUUACCAUUGAAACCGAACCCUAAUAUUAACGAAGAAAUUCCACAAUUAGAAAAAUCAGAGGAAGUAAGGAACAUAAUAGAUUCCGAAGAAAUACAGAAUAAUUUAAAUAAUUCACAACUUACUGAAGAAGUUUUUGAAUCAUCAUUGAAACCGAACCGUAAUAUUAACGAAGAAUUUCUGCAAUUAGAAAAAUCAGAGGAAGUGCGGAACAUAACAGAUUCCGAGGAAAUACAGGAUAAUUUAAAUAAUUCUCAUCUCACUGAAAAAGUUUCUGAAUUAUCAUUGAAAAUAGAAGAACCUACUAUCGACAAAACAGACGUUGAUCACCAGAAAAGUUCGCAAGAAAUCAUCGUUGUUGAAGAAGAGAAACUAGAAGUUUCUGAAGAUAAACUGGCUGAAAUGGCACCCUCGCAGAUCCGAGUGUUAACUUUAAACGACCAGGAACAUCAAGAAUGUACGUUGUACAGAAUAGAGAAGAACUGGGCGAUACAGUUCCGUCUAGGACCGUCUCUGUUUGGAAGAAAGGUGUAUCUGUACUGCAACUACCCCGUCGAUAAUAAAGGCACUUUAGCCGAGUUCAACCGUGACAAAUAUCAGCUCCUUAAUUGGGUGCUGGAUGAAGGUUGUAAAAAUGCGGAUGAUACAGCUCUUUACACCCAAAUUGUAGCGAAAUUGUCGGGAAGUUUCCACUACUACUUCACUUUCGAGAAAGGGAGUAACGUAGAACGGCAGGGCUCGGGAUUUUUCCUAGUUGAUCCGAUAUUGAAAUAUGGCAGCAACGAGGACUUACCGCUAGAUUGCAUUCAGUGUCAAACGGUCCUAGCUAAGAAUUUAGGUUCGUUUUCGACUUGGGAGAAGAAACUGCAAGUAGCAAAGGAAUCUGGUUAUAACAUGAUCCACUUUACACCAGUUCAGGAAUUGGGAGCAUCACGUUCGUGUUAUAGUUUAAGCGAGCAGCUGAAGUUGAAUCCAGUUUUUAAGAAAGAAAAUGGUGCAAUGCCUACGUUCGAGGAAAUAAAGAAGUUUAUUGGGAAGAUAAGAAACGAUUGGAAGGUGACCUCCAUUUGCGACAUCGUGUUGAACCACACCGCGAAUGAAAGCGAGUGGAUCAAAGCCCACCCGGAAGUAACGUAUAACUGUGUAAACUGCCCUUACAUGCGUCCCGCCUAUUUGUUAGACGCCGCUUUCCACCAGUUCUCAAUGGACGUUAAAAAAGGGCUGUACGAAGAUAAAGGAAUACCCAUCGAAGUCGACCAUGAAGAUCACCUGAACGCCAUCCGUUACCACUUCCGCAAGUCCCUGUUGGAGACACUCAAGAUCGAAGAACUAUUUAUCUGCGAUACAAACAAAUUGGCCGUCGAAUUCUCUGGCCUCGCUCGAAGUACGCCACCAGUUACUGUUAAUUUCAAAGUCGAACAGGAUGAACUAAGGAUUUUCCAAGACGAGGAAUACAAACGAUUAGCCGCUACGGUCGAUAUGACGCUAGCGUUGAAGCUGUACAACGUCUAUCGAAGCGAUUCUUUUGAUGAGGACUCGAGGUUGAAGAAGUGCACGGAAGAUUUCAAAAGCAAGCUGGAUUCUUUGAAUAACGCUAUAAUUGUGGACGUAAACGAUCAUUUAACGGCGGCCAUCGAAAACGUUAUAGCCGGCAUUAGAUACUUCAGGGUUCAACCCGACGGACCCAGAGUUAAAGACAUAACCAUUAAAAAUCCCUUGGUAUAUCGCUACUUCACCGAUUACGGAACGCCUAAAAGCAUUAAAGAACACGAAGAGAUAAUGUACAGCAGCAACGGGCGUUUCCUGAUGGCUCAUAACGGUUGGGUCAUGAACUCGGACCCUUUGAAAAACUUCGCUUCUCCCGACUCUAACGUGUAUCUCAGAAGGGAGCUUAUAGCUUGGGGAGAUAGCGUGAAGUUGCGUUACGGCGAUGAACCUAAGGAUUGCCCGUUCUUAUGGGAACACAUGAAGAAGUACGUGGAACAAACCGCCGAGAUUUUCGACGGUGUGAGGUUGGAUAACUGCCAUUCCACUCCGAUUCCUGUGGCGGAGUACUUGUUGGAUUGCGCAAGAAGAGUACGACCGGAUUUGUACGUUGUGGCUGAACUUUUCACCAAUUCUGACAUGACGGAUAACAUUUUCGUAAAUAGAUUGGGAAUAACUUCAUUAAUUCGAGAGGCAAUGUCCGCUUGGGACUCGCAUGAAGAAGGUCGCCUAGUUUACCGUUACGGGGGAACUCCAGUCGGGUCGUUCUAUCAACCCAGAAUCAGGCCUUUAGUUCCGUCUAUAGCCCACGCGUUGUUCUUGGAUUUAACUCACGACAACCCAAGCCCCGUCGAGAAGAGAUCGGUUUUCGAUCUCCUACCGAGCACCGCAUUGGUUAACAUGGCCUGCUGCGCAAGCGGCUCAAAUAGAGGCUACGACGAGUUGGUACCGCAUCACAUACACGUCGUGGAUGAAACUAGGCAAUAUACAGAAUGGACAGACGAUGAAAAUUUGGCCAUGGGGAAUUUAAGAUACGUUACGAAGAAAUCCGGUAUCAUUCUUACCAAAAAAGCCAUUAACGACAUACAUUUUACGUUGGGUAAAGAAGGCUACCACCAGGUUUACGUGGACCAAAUGGACCCAGAUAUCGUAGCCGUGACAAGGCAUCGUCCCGACACCCACGAAAGUUACAUCCUUGUAGCGUUCACCGCAUUCGGGCAUCCGAGAGAAGACGCCGGCAAUUACCAAAGAGGCAUAAAGCCUCUGAGGUUCGAAGGAGUUUUGGAUGAAAUCGUUUUGGAAGCAACACUAAGCCACGUCAGCGUCAAGAAUGGCGGUUCGAAAUUUGCUAGAUGGGAGAAUUUCACCAGUGACUCAAAGUGGGUAAACGGUCUUUCUGAAUACCAGGUUGCCUUGAAGCAACACAUACAGGCUGACGAGUCGGACAUAUUCGAAAAAGUCGAUUCCGGAACACCGAACGUUACACAGUUGAACUUUAAAAAUUUCAAGCCUGGGUCUGUUGUGGUGAUCAAGGCGUCGUUGCCGGAAACCAUGAAGGAUGCCGUUAAAUCUGUGCGAUCCUUAAUCAAUCAAUUCUCGCUGACAAAGGAAACGGAACUGUCUCGUAUCAUCGAUCAGUUAACGUUGGCUGACUUGAACAGAAUAAUUUACAGGUGCGACCAGGAGGAAAGAGAUGAAGGAUUCGGGUUUGACACGUAUCAUAUUCCCAAUUUCGGUCCGCUCGUGUACGCAGGAGUGCAAGGAUUUGUAUCUCUUCUGGCUAAUAUUAGGCCUAAUAACGAUUUGGGCCAUCCAAUGUGUGCAAAUUUAAGAGAUGGAAACUGGAUGAUUGAAUACAUUUGGAAGAGAUUAAAAUUAGACAUCAACACUAGACAUCUGGGACAGUGGAUCGAAGAGAACACAAAAUUCUUUAACAACAUACCAAGAUACUUGGUACCAAGCUAUUUUGACGUUGUCGUUACAGGAAUCUACGUUCUCUUACUGGAGAAAUGUUAUAAGCUAAUGUCUAAUUUUGUCAAUCACGGUUCUACAUUCGUAAGAGGUCUCUCCUUGGGUUCCGUGCAAUUCGCGGCUUACAUAAAAUCGGCCGAUCUACCGGUUCUGUCUCCUAGUCUAGCACCGCCGAAACCACCGACUAGAAAAAACGACAAAGGUGAAAGCGUCCAGGCUUGCGUCACUUUAAGUGCCGGUUUGCCGCACUUCGCCGUCGGUUACAUGAGGAAUUGGGGAAGAGAUACGUUCAUCUCUUUGAGAGGACUGUUCAUACUUACGGGACGGUUUGAAGAAGCCAGGCAACAUAUUUUGGGAUAUGCCGCUUGUUUGCGACACGGCCUCAUACCUAAUUUGUUGGACGGCGGACGUAACUCAAGGUUCAAUUGCAGAGACGCCGUAUGGUGGUGGCUGUAUUGCAUUAAGGAAUACGUAGAAGAGGCUCCAAACGGGGAUAAAAUUCUUACCGAUAAAGUGUCUAGGAUAUUUCCAACGGACGAUUCUCCAGCUCAACCACCAGGAGCUGUCGAUCAGCCGUUACACGAUGUUAUGCAGGAAGCCUUGAAGGUCCACUUCCAAGGAUUAACUUUCAGAGAACGGAACGCGGGCAGGCAGAUAGACGAACACAUGACGGACAGAGGAUUUAACAAUCAAAUAGGCGUUCACCCGGAAACAGGGUUUGUGUUCGGCGGCAACGGAUGGAAUUGCGGCACAUGGAUGGAUAAAAUGGGUUCGUCGGACAAAGCAGGAAACCGCGGCGGGCCCGCCACUCCAAGAGACGGCUCCGCCGUCGAACUCAUCGGUCUCUCCAAGGCCGUCAUAACGUGGCUGUGGAAACUUAACCAAAAUAAGAAAUAUCCUUACAGCGGUGUGGAAAGGACCCACAAGAACGGUUCCGUUACCAAAUGGACGUUUAAGGAAUGGAGCGAUAAAAUUCAAGCCAACUUUGAAAAGUAUUUCUGGAUAAGUAAUACGCCAGUGCCGGAAGAAUACAGAUCUGAUUUAAUCCACAGAAGGGGGAUUUAUAAAGACAGUUUCGGGGCUUCGAAUGUAUGGGCGGAUUUCCAGCUGCGUUGCAACUUUCCAAUCGCGAUGGUCGCGGCUCCUGAAUUAUUUACUCCCCAACAAGCCUGGACAGCCCUGAGACAGGCCGAAAAACACCUAUUGGGGCCCUUGGGAAUGAAAACGUUGGAUCCCAAAGACUGGCUUUACAACGGCAACUACGACAAUUCUAACGAUUCUACCGACCCGUCAGUCGCGAAUGGAUUUAACUAUCACCAGGGACCGGAAUGGGUAUGGCCGGUAGGGUUCUUUUUAAGGGCCAAACUCCAUUUUGCUUCUCUAAACGGAGUCCUUAACGAAACCAUAGCUGAUACAAAGGUUGUCUUGUCCAAACAUUUUACGGAAUUGCAAAGCUCAGUAUGGAGAGGCCUUCCGGAACUUACCAAUAGCAAUGGUUCGUAUUGCCGCGACAGCUCUAGGACGCAGGCGUGGAGCAUGGCCUGCAUUUUGGAGGUCCUUCACGAUUUGCAGAAGAUCGAGUCUAAUCAACCUGUAUUUAUUAAUUGACUUAGCGGUAGUUUAGUGUAUAAACAAAAUAAAGUAGUUAAGGCUCAUUAUUAUGACAAUUCCACAUCGACAGAAAUAGACCAAAAGAAAAAUCCGUCUCCGAAACUAUCAAAAAUAUUACGUCGGCAAAAAGUUCACACCGAGGCGGUUUUUUCGCUGGAGGAAAUCAAAAUUUAUACGUCGCAACUGGGUAAACCUCAACAUUAUGAAGUCGACUUGGUUAAUAAUGCAAUCAGUGUUUUUACAACUUAUAGUGACAUUUAUUUUAAAAAUAACCAAACUUUAACUAGUUUUAUAGUCCCUGUUCGGGACUUAGUACAGACCGAACGUAAUAUCCUUAUAUCAAACAGUGUAUCAAAUUGUAAUACUGCUUUCGUGCCUUUUUAUUGUAAAUACCCUGCUCAGGAGACCCCCGGAUUGUUACUCAACUUACCCAAAUUUGAUUUACAUGAAUCUCGAGAUAAACUAGGUUUGAACUCGUGUCUUUUCAAGAAUUAUGUUCCCAUUUUUGCAUCGACUAGCGAUCAUUUUUAUUAUCCUAGGAAAGUGUACAGCCACCAAUAUUCGCGGGUAUCGGUUUCGAACGGCAAAAAGAAGUCAGCGCCGAGCGUCAAUUUAGAUGAAAUUAAACCAGUUCUAGACGAAAUAUCGAACAGCUCGGACGUUUUGAAUUACGAAGAAACGGAUUUAAUCGAGGAAAAUGUGAAUCAACCGAUAACCGAACGGGACGUUCUUUUACUUAAUCCUCUUUUGUUAGAAACCGUUCCGAGAGCGAAACCCAGGCUGACGCAGUCGGAACAUAAAAAAAUAGCACGCAUCACUAUUAUGUAUACCCUAGCUUUUUUUGCACUAGUACUCGUAACUUUCUUUGUUAUAUAUUUAGCUUGAUUUUAAGAGAAGACUGGAAAUUUGUGCCACUAGUUUUAUUAAAAUUAUUUAUUUAUGUUUUUUGUUGAAAUUAUGUACUGAAUUGUUGCUUUUUAAAGUUAUAUAUCUUAAACGUUAAAUUUUUGCAUGUUAUAUUUAUGCUGUGUAACUGAUAUAAUAAAUAUUUGAAGAUUU
This is a messenger RNA of Anoplophora glabripennis (Asian longhorned beetle), 8410 nucleotides long. Its product is annotated as glycogen debranching enzyme. The record is from RefSeq and is a predicted model, not a curated record. Gene Ontology annotation, biological process: glycogen catabolic process; glycogen biosynthetic process. Gene Ontology annotation, molecular function: 4-alpha-glucanotransferase activity; amylo-alpha-1,6-glucosidase activity. Lineage: Eukaryota; Metazoa; Arthropoda; Insecta; Coleoptera; Cerambycidae. Bases 53 to 7348 code for a protein of 2431 amino acids. The transcript has 19 exons.